This is a messenger RNA of Juglans regia (Persian walnut), 1846 nucleotides long. RefSeq lists its product as uncharacterized. The transcript is spliced from 5 exons. Lineage: Eukaryota; Viridiplantae; Streptophyta; Magnoliopsida; Fagales; Juglandaceae. The record is from RefSeq and is a predicted model, not a curated record. The coding region runs from base 43 to 798 and encodes 251 amino acids.
GCAAGAAACCGAUCUCUCCUGAUAGAGAUCUCUAGUAAGUAAAUGGCGGUAGAUCCCGAAUUGGUUUCGUCGCGCUCUCAGUCUACUUCUCCCUUUCCUUCUCCUCCUUCAUCGUCGUCUUCUUCUGCUGCUACUACCCAGGAAUCUACCUCUGAAGACAUUCUCCCGCAAUCUCAGGUUCCACUAUUCUCCAGUUUUCCAGCUUGCCAAAAUGGUGUUUUUCCGAUGUUCCCAGUCAUGUACCCUGCUCUUAUUCCAGGCUUAAAUACCUUACAAAAUCAGGAACAGAUUAAUCGUGGAGCUGGCAUUUAUGCCGUUCCUACUUUCCCAUAUAUGGGGCCUGUUUCUGGACUUCCAUCUAACGCUCUUAUACCCCUUACCUACAAUAUACCAACUAGACACAGUUCUGAGGCUGGGGUUGGGGCUGUGGGUGAAGAACAUGGGGAAGUAGGGCAACAGCCUGCACCUCAAAGACAAGUCGUUGUAAGGAGAUUUCAAAUUGCUUUUCAGCUUGAUUUGUUGCUUAUUCUAAAGCUGGCAGCAGUAAUCUAUUUGUUCAACCAAGAUGGAUCAAGACACAGGCUCAUUGUUCUUGUGUUUUUUGCUUCACUUGUCUACCUAUACCAAACUGGAGCUCUGACUCCAAUAGUACGGUGGCUGUCACAAGGCAUGCAGAGAGCAGCUGCGCCUCACCAUCCACCAAGGCCUGCUGUCAGGGCUGAUAAUGUUCCGGCUGCUGCAGGACAGGGAGUUGAGAAUGCUGCUGUAGUAGGUAGUUUACAUAUUAUUCUCUACUAGAAAGAAAUAGCAUGUACACGGAGAUAUUUAAAACACAAGUGGGGCUGCAAUCAACCUGAGUGGCUGAACUUCUGGUUGAUCAGGUUGGCUCUGUCAAAAGGGACACAGCUUGAGCUCGUCUGGAGCUCAAAGCAAGCCGUACAACUUCAGAUGAUUCAGAAGUUGCUUGGUGUUGGCUCUAUUUUGAAUGAGCCUGAACUUUGGUCUCUAGAUCAGGCACUAGCAAACAAACUAGCAGAGUUGAGUUGAGUUUGGCUUAUUGCAGCCUUAAUAUCAGUAAUAAUCUUGAUUUUUUUCUAAGAUGUCUUGAACCGUGGUUGGGCCUCAAGCCUCCCGUGAGCAACUUACCUUUGUAAAUGUGUCACGUACAUAGACAUAUGUACUAAAACGUAUUUGUCCUUCUGUCCAAAAGCCGUGCACAAUACAGUUUAGGCUAGUCAAUUCCUUCCUCAGCUCUGAACCUAAUCAGAUGGAUUGCUGAUUGCUUUUACUGGCCAUAUAGGGAGCCAACAGUCUUAAUCAACAUUAUCAUUGUUCUUACAUAUGUUCCUACUUGUGAUAAGUUGCCACAUUGACUGAUUGGUCCUACUUGUGAUAGAUGCCAUUUGGUCCAAGUCUUAAUCAACAUUAUCAUUGUUCUUAAUCAACAUUAUCAUUGCUUUUACAUAUGUUCCUACUUGUGAUAGAUGCCAUUUGGUCCAAGUCUUUAGGCCUUGGACCAAAUGGCAUCUCUUCCCAUGUAAAGUGUGGAUGGUGAAGUCGUGGGUUUAAUCCAUGUGGUGGGUUAUUGAGUCGUGUAUUUAAAUAUCAGUAUUUCUUAUAAGGAUGGAGGUUUGAGUUUCAACCUGGUGGAGGCAAUGAUGAUAGCCAGUGGUGCACCAUAGCACCACUGUACCAAAUCAAAUCCUGCAUUCUUUUACUUCAAUUUGGAAGGAUAAGGUGGUAAUUCCUAAUGUAAAAGAAAUAUUUUUUAGAACUGGAAACAUACACACAAUGAUCAGCAGCGUGAGUGAUUACAUAACAAAAUGCUGUUUGUUUCAUCAAUGCA